This is a messenger RNA of Aethina tumida (small hive beetle), 1639 nucleotides long. RefSeq lists its product as uncharacterized. NCBI's taxonomy places the organism in Eukaryota, Metazoa, Arthropoda, Insecta, Coleoptera, Nitidulidae. The transcript has 2 exons. The record is from RefSeq and is a predicted model, not a curated record. The coding region runs from base 116 to 997 and encodes 293 amino acids.
AAAGUGACAGGCAACCAGAGCAGAAAUCCAUCCACACGAUACCCCCUAAAAACUCUCCUUUUUAUAAAAGGACGAGCUCACACCUCGAGAAAAUCUAAAGCAAUCCGGCUGCAGAAUGAACCGCACCGUAUUGUUAGUGCAAUCGUUGUUGUUUCUUUGGUUUAUUGGUGUUGUGUACAGUGAACAUCAGAAGAGACAUGUGCAUCACAAGAUAAUAUUGGAGGAUGAGCGUCCGAAGAGGCAUCAUCAUCACCAUCAUCAUAACGAACACAGGCAACAUAAGAAGAAAAAACAACAUAAUAAAGGGCACGAUACUCACCAUUAUAAUCAUCAUGUUUUCCAUAAGCACAGCUUUGAAGACUCAAGUAAAGAUAACAGCUAUGAAGUGUUUUCAAAACCUAAGCGGCACCAUAAAUAUUCGAAACCCGCUUAUGAGUCCUCAGAAAGAUCGGUGGAAAUCAGCGAACCAUACAGGAAACACCACAAUCACAGACAUGAGUGGAAGCCUCUUUUGUCUUAUGACGAUUCAUCUUUAUCAGUAACUCACCGUUAUGAAAGUGGAAGUCCCAAACAAGACUACACCAAUAAAUACUUCUCACAAUCUGCUUUUAAUAUAGAUAUAACAACAGCGAGAACUCCAAGUCAUCAGUCUAAGUUUGACACAUCAUUUUAUCCGCCGAUUGAUUAUUUUAAUCAAAAGUCGACCGCAGUGCCAAAAUUCGAAAACAUAUUCGAAGAGAGCAAGACUGUUAUAGACAAAAAGAAACCACCGACAAAGAUAAAUUCGACUUUCUUCACUGAAAAUUUACGCAGUUACGAAGUCACUGAAGCAAAUACAGAAAUAAUCAAGCCUUUUGUAAUCAACACAACAGAAUCCAAUUUAUUCAACACUAAGUUCAAGCCGUUUACGGUGAAUGUAGAGGAGACAAAGCCGGUUGAAAGUAAUAUUUCAUUCAAGAGAGGAAGAAUCGUUAGAGGAAAGCGUAAACACAAUUGAAUUUCGUCAAAUAUAUUUUGUAUAAGAAAAUAAUAAAAAGAUACCUAUCUAUUAUUUAUUUUACAGUAAGAACAUAGAUAACGUUGUAUUUAAUGGUUAUAAUUAUUGUUUUUAAUUAUUAGUUUUUAAUUAGACUGAUUUUGUUGAUCUAUUAUCUAACACUAUGUUAUGCUUAAUAAACCGUACCAGUGAAUGUAUGCUUCUAUGCUGCUCUGUUUGUUCAAUUGCAAUAUGACCUGCUUUGUAUGUUUAAAAUAUGUUAUAAAAAUACACAAUUAUUAAAACAAAAUGAAAAAUAAAGACACAUACAUGUAGACCUCUUGUUAAUUUUUUUUUUGAAUAUUUUCUUAAGUACUAUAUCCAAGGUAUUUUCAAAGUGGUUAAAAUUUGUAUGCAGGUAGAUCAAACAAUAAUAAGGAAAACCUUUAUUUAAUUUUUUUGUCUUGAAGGAAACACCGCCCUCCUCUUUAAAUUUCUGAGACUGUUUUUUUCGUAAAAGUUGGUCCAAUCUUACUCGAGAGUACUUCUUUUUUUAAUUGUUCAAAGAAAAUUAAAAAAAAAUGUUUUAAAAAUAGAGAAAUACGGGAAUCCUUCAAAAUUUACACUACUCUAUCGUUAAGGAAAAGGUUUACUACAUUGAUA